GUUAAGCUACUGAACCGGGUUUCAUUGUCUUUGAAAUGGAUGACUGUUGCUAUGGUAGGUUGUGAAGCAAUUCGGGUCUAUCUUUGCUGCUAGAGGCCAGAGCAGACACAGCCUUUGUAGUGUUUGAUAGAUUGAUUGAAUUAGUGCCAUGAUGGCUUCUACCAUUUUUAGAAGCAUUCAAAACCACCCUUUGUUGCUGUACCCAACUGCAUUGUUUAGAAGAAAGAAUGGCGUUUUUUAUUGCACUAUGAAAAGCACAGAAGCCCAAACUGCCACUCAAGAAAAGCAAAAGCCCCAAAUAAAAAAUCCACCUCGUACCCAGACCAAAACAAGUGAUAAAUUCUCAAAAGAUUAUGAAGCAGUCAUUGGUAUAGAAACCCAUGUCCAGCUCAACACCCUUACCAAAGCCUUCUGUGGUUGUCCUUACAAUUAUGGGUCUCCACCAAACACCAGUGUCUGCCCCAUUUGCAUGGGUUUGCCUGGUGCUUUGCCGGUUUUGAACUCAAAGGUCAUUGAAUUAGCGGUGAAAGUGGGUCUUGCACUGAAUAGCAAGUUGUCUCUAAACUCAAAGUUUGAUAGGAAACAGUACUUUUACCCUGACCUUCCAAAAGGCUACCAAAUAUCUCAGUUUGAUGUUCCAAUUGCAAGUGGUGGUUACAUUGAUUUGGAUCUUCCUGUGGAAUUUGGCGGGGGACAUAGGAGGUUUGGCAUUACAAGGGUUCACAUGGAGGAAGAUGCAGGCAAGCUGCUUCAUUCAGAAAAUGAAAGUUAUUCACAGGUUGAUUUAAAUAGAGCAGGGGUGCCUUUACUUGAGAUUGUUUCUGAACCAGAUAUGAGAACUGGUAUUGAGGCUGCAGAAUAUGCAGCUGAAUUGCAGAGGUUAGUUCGGUAUUUGGGAGUGAGUAAUGGCAAUAUGCAAGAAGGUUCACUUCGUUGUGAUGUGAAUGUCUCAAUUCGACCAAUUGGGCAAGCACAGUUUGGGACAAAGGUUGAGAUAAAAAAUUUGAACUCUUUUUCAUCAGUUAGCCGGGCCAUUGAUUUUGAAAUUUCAAGGCAGGUGCUUCUUCACAGCCAAGGCCAGGGUGAUCAAAUUACACAGGAAACUCGUCUCUGGGAAGAAGGCGCUCAGAAAACAGUUACAAUGAGGAAAAAGGAAGGGCUUGCUGAUUAUCGAUAUUUCCCAGAACCAGACCUUCCAGGAGUUAUCCUUACUAAAGAAUAUGUCAAUAGUAUCCGUGAUUCAUUGCCAGAACUUCCAGAAGUGAAGCGUCGGAGGUAUGAGAAGAUGGGCCUGAGCAUGCAGGAUGUUCUUUUCCUUGCAAAUGACGUUAAUGUUGCAGAAUUUUUUGAUGCAACUAUUGCAAAGGGAGCUGAUGUGAAGCUGGCUGCCAAUUGGAUAAUGGGUGACAUUGCUGCUUACAUUAAAAAUGAAAAGUUGACCAUAAAUGAGAUAAAGUUAAUCCCCCAGGAGCUAGCUGAGUUGAUAGCUUCAAUAAAAGGUGGGACCAUCAGUGGGAAAAUUGGGAAAGAGAUACUGUUUGAACUACUGGCCAAAGGUGGAACUGUCAAGGGACUAAUAAAAGAAAAGGAUUUGGUUCAGAUAGUAGAUCCUAUGGAGAUUGAGAAAAUAGUAGAUAAAGUGCUUUCAGAGAACCCAAAGCAGCUGGAGCAAUAUCGUGGGGGCAAAACUAAGCUACAAGGUUAUUUUGCUGGCCAGGUAAUGAAACUGUCAAAAGGUAAAGCAAAUCCAGGGCUUCUAAACAAGAUCCUUUUGGAGAAAUUAAAUGCCCAAAGCUGAUGAUUUUGUUGGUUCCAUCAUAGAAACUGGUCUAUCCUUGGGUAUAGAUAGAUGAUGCGCUUACUGGAGGCAAAUCGGUGUUGUCCCAGUGAUAUAAGUUUGCUGAUGAUGUCACCCCAUGAGCUUUUCUGAUGAAUUAUAUAUCCCUGCCUACUGAUGGUAGAAGAAUAUUGUAACUCUGACUGACAUGUUUGAUCUCUACUUCUGAACUCAUAAUACUUCACAGCAGCUUGCAGUUUACUUCUGAAAUCAUAAUACUUCGCAGCGAAUUGCAGUUAUACCUGUUCUGCAAGAAACAUGGAAUAGAAUUGUGUGGAAGAGGCUGGUGGUGUUACUUGCUCGUCACUUAUAUAUUCUUCUGUCACUUGAGCGGCUUUCCGAAGUGGGAUAGAUUAAUAGUGAGUUGUAAGCUCAUUUUGUUUUAGUAUUUACAUAUAAAUCUUGUAGGAAGUCAAGCACUAUACUCUAGACUUCCAUUUCUUUCUCUUGAUGAUUAUAAUUUGGUGGAAAGGGUUAGUAUGUUAUUGUUACUCUGCCCAUUCCAAUCUUUCCAAAUACCUUCUUGUUUCUUUCAGUUUCAUUUUGAAUAUAUUUGGUUGGCUGUGGCCUAGUAAAUAUUAAUUGAUGCUUAUUGAUAA
Quercus lobata is the source of this 2436-nucleotide messenger RNA. RefSeq names its product glutamyl-tRNA(Gln) amidotransferase subunit B, chloroplastic/mitochondrial. The record is from RefSeq and is a predicted model, not a curated record. Gene Ontology annotation, molecular function: glutaminyl-tRNA synthase (glutamine-hydrolyzing) activity. The coding region runs from base 149 to 1798 and encodes 549 amino acids. NCBI's taxonomy places the organism in Eukaryota, Viridiplantae, Streptophyta, Magnoliopsida, Fagales, Fagaceae. Gene Ontology annotation, biological process: glutaminyl-tRNAGln biosynthesis via transamidation. The transcript is spliced from 10 exons.